Molecule: messenger RNA, 1795 nt
Organism: Diachasmimorpha longicaudata
Lineage: Eukaryota; Metazoa; Arthropoda; Insecta; Hymenoptera; Braconidae
Product: regulator of microtubule dynamics protein 1-like
Exons: 4
Coding region: 330-1205 (291 amino acids)
Cellular component (GO): cytoplasm; mitotic spindle pole; spindle microtubule
Molecular function (GO): microtubule binding
Source: RefSeq, a predicted model, not a curated record
GUUGAUAAACUGUGUCAUCGUGCGGUGUAAAGUUCAACAGCUGACGUUUGAUAGGGCGUCUGAUCGUGUCAUUAAGAGUCCCGGGGGACUCAAGUGGAGCCAUAACAAUUAAAAUAAUAUGAAAUUCCAAUGUUAAUGGUUUUCGGUCAAUGAAUAGUCAACAAACCUGGGCAGUUGUGAGACAAAAAGUUCAGAAAAUAUCUGUGAAUUAUUUUUCAUUCACUUGAAUUAUUGUUUCUGGGAGCAAGGGUCGACGCAUCCUGUCAAUUGAAUAUCGAUUGUCAUUCUUAAUCAAUAAUUAGAGUACGAUAGCUUCAAACUUUUCCAUUAUGGCGAUUCAACGAUUUUUGCGUGUGUUGGGGCUUUACCGAAUUUCACAGAGAACGUUGACACUUCAAGUUAUGAAUGUGGCCGCAAAGUUUCAUAAACAUUGGCGGCAAAGGAGUUUAUUGUCAGUUCCGGCGAUAUCACUCGCAUUCUUUGGAUCAGCAAAAAAGGACGACAGUAAGGAAUCCGUGACGACAAAGAAAGUCCUUCUCGCCAAGGCUGACGCUCUUUUUGAAAGUGGGGAAUACCAGAAGAUUUAUGAUUUACUCAUAAAGUACCGAGAUAAUAAAGAUGUCGAGAUUCUCUGGAGACUGAGUCGAGCCCUCUUCAAUCAUUCGAAAAGUGCCAGCGAUGUUGAAGCCAAGAGAAUGGUCCUCGAGGGCUACGAGAUCAUUGCGGAAGCUCUGCAAAUUGAUGAUAACCACUGGGCUGUCCACAAGUGGAUAGCUGUUCUCUCGGACUCCAAGAGCGAGUACGAAGGAAUUAAAGCCAGGAUUACGAAUUUAGUACCAUGCAAAGAACAUAUGUUGAAAGCUGCCGAGUUGAAUCCAAACGAUGCUACAAUCCUCCACAUGCUGGGAAACUGGUGUUUCUCUGUAGCAGAUAUGCCCUGGUAUCAGAGGAAAAUAGCAUCUGCUAUAUUUUCAACGGUUCCUUCCUCUUCAUAUGAAGAAGCAUUGCAAUACUUCGAGACUGCAGAGAAAAUCGAUCCCUUGUUCUACAGCCACAAUCUUUUAUUCCUGGGAAGAACAUAUUUAAAAUUGCAGAAAAAAGAUGAAGCCAUAAAAUAUCUGAAAAUGACUGCGGAAUUUCCAGCUAAGAAUGAUGAGGAUCACAAAGCUAAGCUAGAGGCUACAAAGAUACUUGGGACGAUCUGAUUUAUGGACCACAUUCAAUAUGUAUCCUAACGUGCAAAUUAUGAAAAGUAAUCUUUUGAAGAUUUUUGUACUCAGUAUAGUCGAAUUGAUUACAGACACGGCACAAUUAUCUGUUGUAAGGCUGACUAACUCGUGAAUGAGGAUCUAUUGUAGAACUCGAAAGAUUUAUACAAUUUUUCGAAAUGAAAAUCUCUUCUAAAAAAAUGAGAUUAUAAAGCGUUUUGAAAAUUGGUCGCUUUAAAAUGAUUUUUUCACGAUACUUUUUUAUUACUGGGGGAUACAAGAAUCUUAAAGCAAAGUGAAGAGCUAUUGUAGUCCUAAAAGAAAUUCGUUUUCUAAUAAAUUCAAAAAUAUAUAAUUGUAGAGAUUGAUUUGGAAUUGUUUAUUGUUUUUAUCAAUAGCAAAGAGACAUUUAUUUAUUAAAAAAAAUCAUGCAAUAGGUUUGAAAAUUUAAUAAAUAAAGAAAAAAGGGCUGUAGAAUUUUCCGAUUGGAAUGUUAAAAAAUUUUAUAUAGUUUUUUGUUAGAAAUUUUAAAUAUUUUAUAACAAGAAUUCUCUCAAAAAAUUGAGAAAUAAAAGUUUUAACAAUGA